AUAUGUGUUGAGGUAUACACUGGCUCAGAAAUUCUCAACUAUAUAGGAGGGUUAGAUUGUGAGAAAAAGCAAUUGAUCCACAAGCUGGUCAAUUUUCGCAUGAAACAGGGUAAAAAGACGAGAGUUCGCGCGAUUUUUCAUGAGACGCUUUAUCGCUUGGCGCGCACUGAUCGCGAUGGGAUCGAACUUAUAUCUGAUGCUUUGGAGAAUGUGAAACCGGUAUGUGAAGUAGCGAAAGUGAGAAUUGCGGGUAAUAUUUAUGAUGUUCCUGGGGUUGUGGAUAGGGAUCGGCAACAAACCCUAGCUGUUCGUUGGAUUCUUGAUGAAGCUAUUAAGUCCAAAAAGAAAUCUAAAAACAGCUCGAGAUUGGAGGAAUGUUUGUUUGCUCAGAUUAUGGAUGCUUACAGGAAACGGGGAGAUGUGCGUAAGAAAAAAGAGGACCUUCAUAGACUUGCUUCCACCAACAGGAGUUAUGCUCAUUUCAGAUGGUGGUAAAAUCAGCCACAAAAGAGCUACUUUAUGUUCAAUCUAAUUAU
Messenger RNA from Helianthus annuus (common sunflower), 536 nucleotides. Its product is annotated as ribosomal protein S7, mitochondrial. The transcript has a single exon. The annotation marks the transcript as partial. Gene Ontology annotation, cellular component: small ribosomal subunit; ribosome. Gene Ontology annotation, molecular function: structural constituent of ribosome; rRNA binding; mRNA binding. Gene Ontology annotation, biological process: translation; ribosomal small subunit assembly. The record is from RefSeq and is a predicted model, not a curated record. NCBI's taxonomy places the organism in Eukaryota, Viridiplantae, Streptophyta, Magnoliopsida, Asterales, Asteraceae.